This is a messenger RNA of Cajanus cajan (pigeon pea), 306 nucleotides long. Lineage: Eukaryota; Viridiplantae; Streptophyta; Magnoliopsida; Fabales; Fabaceae. The record is from RefSeq and is a predicted model, not a curated record.
AUGGCCAUACCUUGCCCUUCUUCAAGAAGCCAAACGUGGACGUCGAAGAAGAAGACGUGCAUGUGUUCCCCUACGACGCACCCCGGGUCGUUCCGGUGCGCCUACCACAAACAGCAAGCGGAGAGACAGCAAACGGCGUCGUGGAGCGGAGGCAGGAAGCUUGUGAAGAGGGCCUUGACCACUCUUGUUAGGCCCUCUUCUCACCACUUGCGUCGCCGUGAGGCCUUCCAGCCCAGGCCCACUCGCCUCUCCGUUAUGUCCUCCGCCUCCGCCUCCGCCUCGGCCCAACAUCUCCACUCUUUGUAG